UCCAGAAAAAUUCCAAAAUGGCCCACCAAUAUCCAGCAUUGAGUACGGAGCAGAAGAAGGAGUUGUCUGACAUUGCUCAGCAGAUUGUAGCCGAAGGAAAGGGUAUCCUGGCUGCUGAUGAGUCUGUGGGAAGUAUGGCCAAGCGUUUUAGCGGCAUUGGUGUGGAGAACACCGAGGAGAAUAGGCGCCUGUACCGCCAGCUUCUCUUCAAAGGCGAUGAUCGUAUGCAAAAUUGUAUUGGCGGUGUCAUCUUCUUCCAUGAGACCAUGUACCAGCAGGGGGACUGUGGCACCAACUUUGUCAAAAUGAUUAAGGAUAAAGGCAUUCUUGUAGGAAUUAAGGUGGAUAAAGGGGUUGUUCCCCUCGCUGGUACUGAUGGUGAAACCACAACUCAAGGUUUGGAUGGAUUGUCAGAACGUUGUGCUCAAUACAAGAAGGAUGGUGCUGACUUUGCAAAGUGGAGAAGUGUACUGAAAAUUAGUGAGCACACCCCCUCUUCCCUGUCCAUCAUGGAAAAUGCCAAUGUCCUUGCUCGCUAUGCAAGCAUUUGUCAGCAGAAUGGUAUUGUCCCCAUUGUGGAGCCAGAGAUUCUUCCUGAUGGAGAUCAUGACCUGAAACGCUGCCAGUAUGUCACUGAGAAGGUUCUAGCUGCUGUCUACAAGGCCCUAAGCGACCAUCAUGUGUAUCUGGAGGGCACACUAUUGAAACCAAACAUGGUAACUGCUGGUCAUGCCUGCCCCAAAAAAUACACUUCUGAGGAGAUUGCCAUGGCAACUGUGACCGCACUUCGCCGCACUGUGCCCCCUGCUGUCCCAGGUGUCACUUUCCUGUCUGGUGGACAAAGUGAGGAAGAAGCCACUAUUAAUCUGAAUGCAAUUAACAACUGUUAUCUAUCAAGGCCUUGGGCUCUCACUUUCUCCUAUGGACGUGCUCUCCAGGCCUCAGCACUGAAUGCUUGGCGUGGCAAGAAUGCGAAUGAGAAUGCGGCUACAGAGGCGUUCUUGACGCGUGCAGAGGCAAAUGGUCUAGCAGCCUGUGGCAAAUAUGAGCACAGCAGUGAUGGAUCUGGGGCGGCUGGCCAGUCCCUGUACGUUGCCAAUCAUGCCUACUAACCUUGGUGGUCAUAUGAGCACUGACCUGCAGAACGCCUCCACUCUGCUUCCCUUGUUCUUAUAGCAGCAUUCACGUGGACAUCCCCGCCAGCCAAAGCUUGGAAUAACCACAACCAUUUGCCUCCCAGCCUCUCCCCGUGAUGUUACACUGACAGUAUAAGCCUAUCUAGGCUUGUGCUGUGGUGGAUCUUUAGGGGGUCCAGCUCUUGUCUUGCAGUGUAAUGUAUUUGGUUGUCUUUAACUAUUUUCCUACUAGAUCUUUUAUUUUUUGAGGUCUCCCUUUUACAGGUCUAAAGAGAGCGAGAGAAAUUAAGGUAAAGCCAUCAGAAAUAGUAUCCUAUUUUAAUAAUUUACAAGCGGGUAAGAGUAACCUCUGCUGGACAGGAGAAGGAUAGAUGUUUAUGUAACAGAUGACUUUUCACUGAUCUAGUAUACUGGAAAUAAUUCCCCUGCACAAUUCGGGCACUAUUGAACCCUUGGUAGUGUCUUUCUUAGAACAAUCGAUCCAGUAACACAUCCACUCAUCCAGGCACUGUUCUGUGAAAGGUCUUGCACUUUGUGGUACAUCCAUAGAUUGCGUGGUUGUGCGCUAACUAUAACUCUGGGAAGUAGAUCCAUCCUUUUAUGUGCAUUGGAUGGUGUUCAACUACAGAAACCCUUAACACUAAAGGAUAACUUACUGCUGUGUAUAUUGUGAAAUAGUGUUGUUGUCUUUAUCUGUCUGCAACUGAUGUACCAAAUAGA
Molecule: messenger RNA, 1856 nt
Organism: Nanorana parkeri
Lineage: Eukaryota; Metazoa; Chordata; Amphibia; Anura; Dicroglossidae
Gene: ALDOC
Product: aldolase, fructose-bisphosphate C
Exons: 8
Coding region: 18-1112 (364 amino acids)
Biological process (GO): glycolytic process; fructose 1,6-bisphosphate metabolic process
Cellular component (GO): cytosol
Molecular function (GO): fructose-bisphosphate aldolase activity
Source: RefSeq, a predicted model, not a curated record